Erinaceus europaeus (western European hedgehog) is the source of this 10417-nucleotide messenger RNA. RefSeq names its product bromodomain PHD finger transcription factor (gene BPTF). Gene Ontology annotation, cellular component: NURF complex. Bases 16 to 9546 code for a protein of 3176 amino acids. The record is from RefSeq and is a predicted model, not a curated record. The transcript has 32 exons. Gene Ontology annotation, biological process: regulation of transcription by RNA polymerase II. Gene Ontology annotation, molecular function: RNA polymerase II cis-regulatory region sequence-specific DNA binding. Lineage: Eukaryota; Metazoa; Chordata; Mammalia; Eulipotyphla; Erinaceidae.
CGCCGCCGCUCCGACAUGAGGGGCCGGCGGGGCAGGCCGCCCAAGCAGCCCGCGGCCCCCGCCGCCGAGCGCGGCGCCCCGGCCCCGGCCCCGCCGCCCCCGCCCCCGCCGCCGCCGCCGCCGCCGCCGCCGCCGCCCGCCGCCUCGGGCCCCAUCGGCGGCCUCCGCUCGCGCCACCGCGGCAGCAGCCGGGGCCGCUGGGCCGCCGCCCAGGUUGAGGCGGCGCCCCGGACGCGGCUCGGCUCCUGCAGGGGGGGCGGCGGCCGCAGGAAGCCCCCCGCGCACGGCGGAGGCGGCGGAGGCGGCGGCGGAGGCGGCGGCGGAGGCGGCGGCGGCCCGGGCCGGGGCGGGCGCGGCGGCGGCGGCGGCGGCGGCGGCCGGGCGGGCGGCGGCGCGGGCGGCGGCGGGGGUCCCCCCGCGCGGCCCGGCGCGGCCCGCAGGCCGGUGAGCAAGGUGGUGUACGACGACCACGAGAGCGACGAGGACGAGGACGACGACGACGAGGACGACGACGAGGACAUGGUGUCGGACGACGACGACGACGACGAGGGCGACGAGGGCGACGCGGACGGGCCGCGGGACUCGGAGGCCGAGGCGGACGACGCCCUGGAGGAGGAGGAGGAGGAGGAGGAGGACGACGACGACGACGAGGACUCGGACUACCCCGACGCCAUGGACGACGACGACGACGACGCGAGCUACUGCACGGAGAGCAGCUUCCGCAGCCACAGCACCUACAGCAGCACCCCAGGUAGGCGAAAAGCAAGAGUGCAUCGACCUCGUUCUCCAAUACUGGAAGAAAAAGAUAUCCCUCCCAUUGAGUUUCCCAAGUCCUCUGAGGACCUGAUGGUGCCCAGUGAGCAUGUAAUGAACGUCAUUGCCAUUUACGAGGUGCUCCUGAACUUUGGCUCUGUUUUGAGGUUAUCUCCUUUUCGCUUUGAGGAUUUCUGUGCAGCUUUGGUGAGCCAGGAACAGUGCACACUUAUGGCGGAGAUGCAUGUUGUACUUCUGAAAGCAGUUUUACGUGAAGAAGACACUUCCAAUACUACCUUUGGACCCGCUGAUCUGAAAGACAGUGUCAAUUCCACACUGUAUUUCAUAGACGGCAUGACUUGGCCGGAGGUGCUGCGAGUGUACUGUGAGAGUGACAAGGAGUACCACCACGUACUUCCUUUCCAGGAAGCAGAGGACUAUCCUUAUGGACCAGUAGAGAACAAAAUCAAGGUUCUCCAGUUCUUAGUGGAUCAGUUUCUUACCACAAACAUUGCUCGGGAGGAACUAAUGUCGGAAGGGGUCAUCCAGUAUGACGACCACUGUAGGGUUUGUCACAAACUUGGGGAUUUGCUUUGCUGUGAGACGUGCUCGGCCGUGUACCAUUUGGAAUGCGUGAAGCCGCCUCUUGAGGAGGUACCGGAAGACGAAUGGCAGUGUGAGGUCUGUGUAGCACAUAAGGUGCCUGGUGUGACUGACUGUGUUGCUGAAAUCCAAAAAAACAAACCGUAUAUUCGACAUGAACCUAUUGGAUAUGACAGAAGUCGAAGGAAAUACUGGUUCUUGAACCGACGACUUAUAAUAGAAGAAGAUACAGAGAAUGAAGACGAAAAGAAAAUUUGGUACUACAGCACGAGAGUUCAGCUUGCAGAAUUAAUUGACUGCCUAGACAAAGACUAUUGGGAAGCAGAACUCUGCAAAAUUCUAGAAGAAAUGAGAGAAGAGCUGCAUCGGCACAUGGACAUCACUGAGGACCUGACUAAUAAGGCAAGAGGCAGCAACAAGUCCUUUCUGGCAGCCGCGAAUGAAGAGAUUUUGGAGUCCAUAAGAGCCAAAAAAGGAGACAUUGAUAUUGUCAAAAGCCCGGAAGAACCAGAGAAGGACAAGACUGAGCCUGAGAAUAACUCUAAAGAUGCUGAGGAGACCUUAGAAGAGUUUGCAGACCGAGCUCCUGAAAAAGACAAUGAGGACAAAACGCCAGACGAUGACUCUCAGCAGAGAAGAUCUGAGGAGCCAACAGAAGUUGGGGAUAAAGGUAACUCUGUGUCAGCAAAUCUUGGCGACAACACUACAAAUCCUUCUUCGCAAGAGACUAGUCUCUCAGAAGGGAGAAGUCCUGAGGGGUGUGUCUCAGAAACCCAUGAUAGCAGCAACAUGGCAGAGAAGAAGGUGGCACCUGAGCUCCCCCAGGAUGUGCCAGAAGAACCUAACAAGACAUGUGACAGCAGUAACACUAGUGCUACCACUCCCUCCAUCCAGCCUAAUCUGGAGAACAGUAACAGCAGCAGUGACUUAAAUUCUUCCCAGAGCGAAUCUGCUCAGGCAGCUGAUGAUCCUGAGAAUGGAGAAAGGGGAUCUCACACACCUGUCUCUGCUCAAGAAGAGAUAGGAGAUUUCAAAUUAGAGAAGUCUAAUGGGGAAGUAAGUGAGUCUCCGGGAGCUGGAAGAGGAGCAUCUGGUUCAACUCGGAUUAUCACCAGGUUACGGAACCCUGACAGCAAACUCAGUCAGCUGAAGAGCCAACAGGUGGCAGCCGCAGCCCACGAAGCAAAUAAAUUAUUCAAAGAGGGCAAAGAGGUACUGGUAGUUAACUCGCAAGGGGAAGUUUCCCGUUUGAGCACCAAAAAGGAUGUUGUCAUGAAAGGAAACAUCAACAAUUAUUUUAAGUUGGGUCAAGAAGGGAAGUAUCGUGUCUACCAUAAUCAGUACUCCACCAAUUCAUUUGCUUUGAAUAAGCACCAGCACAGAGAGGAUCAUGAUAAGAGAAGACAUCUUGCACAUAAGUUCUGUCUGACGCCAGCAGGAGAAUUCAAAUGGAAUGGGUCUGUCCAUGGGUCCAAAGUUCUCACCAUAUCUACUCUGAGACUGACUAUCACCCAACUGGAGAACAAUAUCCCUUCAUCAUUUCUUCAUCCCAAUUGGGCUUCACACAGGGCCAAUUGGAUCAAGGCAGUUCAGAUGUGUAGCAAGCCCAGAGAAUUUGCUUUGGCUUUAGCUAUUCUAGAGUGUGCAGUUAAACCAGUUGUGAUGCUACCAAUAUGGCGGGAAUCUUUAGGGCAUACCAGGCUACACAGGAUGACAUCAAUUGAAAGAGAAGAAAAGGAGAAGGUUAAAAAAAAAGAAAAAAAACAAGAAGAGGAAGAAACAAUGCAGCAAGCCACAUGGGUAAAAUACACAUUUCCGGUCAAGCAUCAGGUUUGGAAACAAAAAGGAGAAGAAUAUAGAGUAACAGGAUAUGGUGGUUGGAGCUGGAUUAGUAAAACUCAUGUUUCUAGGUUUGUCCCUAAACUGCCAGGCAACACAAAUGUGAAUUACAGAAAGUCUUUAGAAGAAACCAAAAAUAGUAUGGAUGAAAAUAUGGAUGAAUCAGAUAAAAGAAAAAGUCCUCAAAGUCCAAAAAAAAUAAAAAUUGAGCCUGAUUCAGAGAAAUCCGAAGUAAAAGAUUCAGGCACUACAAAACAAACAGACCAAAGUGAAACGGACAUUUCAAAGGUUACUGAGCCGGACCAAGAUGUGAAAGAUGUUUUAGAAUCUAACAACGAUAAAGCCUUUAAGGAAGAACCGAUGGAAAUUGACGAUGAUGUGAAACCAGAGUCACCAGUAAACUGUCAGGAAACACCUCAAAUAGAUGUGAUCAAUGUCAGUGAGGGGUUUCAUCUAAGGACUAGCUAUAAAAAGAAAAUUAAAACAUCAAAACUAGAUGGAUUUCUUGAAAGGAGAAUUAAACAAUUUACAUUGGAAGAAAAACAACGCCUUGAGAAAAUGAAGUUGGAGGGUGGAAUUAAGGGCACAGUAAAGACUUCUACAAAUUCUUUGAAAUGUCUUUCUGAAUCUCCAGACAUAACAAAAGUCAAGGAAAACUGUCAGAGUGACUUACUGAGACGAGACCCAGGUUCUGAUGCAAGCCAAGAUAAUUCUGAAGAUUUGAUUCAGAGAUGUUCACCAAGUGAUUCCUCUGUUCUUGCUGCCAGUGAGCCUGAUCAGACAGCAACCAAACUUGACUGUAAAGAUCAAGUAGUAGAAGAUGUCAUCAUUCAGAGCCCAGAGGCAGACUCCAAGAAACAAAAAUCCAUAGGAAAAGACAGAGAUGAGAGUCUCUCUGAACCUCCCAGUAAAGGCCAAGAUGUGAGUGAGAUUAAGACGAAAGGAAGUGAUUUUCCAGUUGAUGACUCUAAACUAGCCAGUAAUGAUGAAAUUGGUAUCUUGGUCUAUAAGAACAAAAAGCUGCCCAUACUGGAGGACAGUGGCACUGUUGCUUCUCCUUCCCAUAGCCCUUUAAUUCCUUCAGAACCUAAAAAUGCCAGCGAAAGAGUUAUCUCAUCUCUGUCAAAAGCAGUAGAUUUUGAAGGAAAACUAGAAUGUGAUUCUGAAUAUAAUAGCACUUUGGAAGACAGCAGUGAAGAAGAUAUGAGUGUCCAGAAUACCAGUGAGAGUAUUUCUGAACAGCACACAACUCAACAGCCCAGCCUUAAAAGCUUGGGAACAUUGAAACGUGAGUUUGUUUGUGCUAAUAAGUCCACUGGAAACUGUGAUGGAAGGCCGAAGGGCAGAAUCACUGAAGCAAAUGGUAAGAGAUCAAGUCAAGAACAGAAACUAGAUGUGAGACCAGUUAAUAAAUGUAUUGAUCAAAUAAAAUUAAAGAAUAUCAGUGACAAGAAGAACAGUGAAAAUCAAGAGCCUGAAAGAAAAGGCCAGAAAACAAGUUCCUUUCAGUUAAAUGGAAAAGAUAAAGUCCAUUUGAAAGGAGACUGCUUGAAAGAAGUUUCUGAAAGUAAAGUAAUAAGUGAUGACGUUGAACCAGAGGUUAACAAUAUAAACAACGUAACGCCCAAAAAUGAAGUUGAAUGUUUGAGUGUUCAAGAAUCUGCUGUAAGGCCAUUCAUGAAUGGUGAUGUCAUCAUGGAAGAUUUUAAUGGAAAAAACUCAGAAACAACUUGUUUGCUAAGACCUUCAGAUGUUAGUGACUGCCAGGACAGCCUUGAAUCCCAGCCACCCCCUAGGGAGCCUGAGAGCACACGGACCAGCACGGCUCCACCUUGUGAAAGCAGUACAGAGAAUCAGGUAGAAGAUAUGGAAAUUGAAACCUCAGAAGUUCAUGAUGUAACUCCUUCACCUGUUCCUUCUGAAGAGGAAUCUAACCUCAGUAGUGAAUUCAUUAGUGAAAACGGUCCACUCAGUAAUAAAGAUGAAAAUACGAAUGGAGAAUCGAAGAGGAAAACAGUCAUCACAGAAGUUACCACCUUGACAUCCACAGUGGCUACAGAAUCGAAAACUGUAAUCAAAGUAGCAAAAGGUGAUAAGCAAACGGUGGUUUCUUCCACAGAAAACUGUGCCAAGUCCACUGUUACAACCACCACAACAACGGUGACGAAACUUUCCACCCCUUCCACAGACAACAGUGUGGGUAUCAUCUCUGUGAAGGAGCAGAGUAAAACUGUGGUCACCACAACGGUAACAGAUUCGCUGACCACCUCAGGGGGCACUCUGGUGACGUCUAUGACUGUGAGCAAAGAGUACUCAACAAGAGACAAAGUCAAACUCAUGAAAUUUUCAAGACCCAAAAAGACGCGUUCAGGUACAGCUCUGCCAUCCUAUAGAAAGUUUAUCACUAAGAGCAGCAAGAAGAGCAUAUUUGUUUUGCCCAAUGAUGACUUAAAAAAGUUGGCUAGAAAAGGAGGAAUUCGAGAAGUCCCUUACUUUAACUAUAAUGCAAAGCCUGCCUUGGAUAUAUGGCCAUAUCCUUCUCCUAGACCAACCUUUGGUAUCACUUGGAGGUAUAGACUUCAGACUGUGAAGUCUUUAGCUGGAGUGAGCCUUAUGUUACGGUUACUGUGGGCCAGUCUGAGAUGGGACGACAUGGCAGCCAAGGCUCCUCCUGGAGGCGGGACUACACGGACAGAAACAUCUGAGACUGAGAUUACGACAACAGAAAUAAUUAAGAGGCGAGAUGUUGGUCCUUACGGCAUUCGAUCUGAGUAUUGUAUUAGAAAAAUCAUUUGCCCCAUUGGAGUUCCAGAAGCCCCGAAAGAAACACCGACACCUCAGAGGAAAGGCCUUCGGUCAAGUGCACUGAGGCCAAAGAGACCAGAAACACCCAAGCAGACUGGCCCUGUGAUUAUUGAGACCUGGGUGGCCGAGGAAGAGUUGGAGUUGUGGGAGAUCAGGGCAUUUGCUGAGCGAGUGGAGAAAGAAAAGGCACAAGCAGUAGAGCAACAGAAUAAGAAACGACUGGAACAGCAGAAGCCUAUAGUCACUGCAACUUCUACCACUUCCUCUGCAAAUAGUACAACUAGUACCAUCUCUCCAGCACAGAAAGUUAUGGUGGCCCCUCUCAGUGGCUCUGUUACACCUGGAACUAAAAUGGUUCUGACAACGAAAGUUGGGUCUCCAGCUACAGUGACAUUCCAGCAGAAUAAGAAUUUCCACCAGACUUUUGCCACAUGGGUUAAACAAGGCCAGGCGAAUUCAGCCACCAGCACAGCUGCCACAGCUGCUACAACCAUUGCCAGCACAGGUCAGACGUUCCAAAUUACAGGCAAUCCAGUCACUAUGGCAGGAAAAGUAAUUACCAAACUGCCACUUCCUGCAAACAGCAAGAUUGUCGCUGUAAAUGUGCCAGCAACUCAAGGAGGUGUUGUUCAAGUACAGCAGAAAGUCCUGGGCAUCAUUCCAUCAAGUGCAGGUGCAAGUCAGCAAACCUUGACUUCUUUCCAGCCGAGAACAGCAACGGUCACAAUUAGACCCAAUACGUCAGGCUCUUCAGGAACUACAAGCACUUCACAAGUGAUUACAGGACCCCAGAUCCGGCCUGGCAUGACAGUAAUUAGGACACCUCUCCAGCAGUCUCCGUUAGGAAAGACGAUUAUUCGGACACCUGUGAUGGUACAGCCAGGUACUCCACAGCAAGUGGUGACUCAGAUCAUCAGAGGGCAGCCUGUGUCCACCGCCAUCUCUGCCUCCAGUGCUGUCCCCUCGUCACCUGGGCAGAAAGCAAUAGCUUCAGGAACGCCCACUGCAAGCCUGCCGUCUUCAGCCUCACAUCCCCCUCGCCCCCAACAAGGACAGGUGAAACUGACCAUGGCUCAACUCACUCAGCUGACGCAGGGCCACGGUGGCAAUCAAGGUUUGACAGUAGUAAUUCAAGGACAAGGUCAAACUACUGGGCAGUUGCAGUUGAUACCUCAAGGGGUGACAGUACUCCCAGGCCCAGGUCAGCAGCUGAUGCAAGCUGCAAUGCCGAACGGUACUGUUCAGCGCUUCCUUUUCACCCCACUGGCGACAACAGCUACGACGGCCAGCACCACCACCGGCACCGCUUCCACCACGGCAGCAGGUACAGGUGAACAAACACAGAGUAAAUCAUCACCCCCGACACAAGUACCACCAGCCAGUACUCUGCCACCAGCUCCGUCUUCAGGUGUGAACCCUCCAGAAGCCCAGCCACAGACUGCUCAGUCUCCAGUUCAUCCCCAGUCCCAAACCCAGCCCAAAUCGCCCGCUCAUCCUGAAGUUCAGACUCAGCCUGAAGUUCAAGGCCAAACAACUGUUGCAUCCCACACCCUUUCUGAAGCACAGCCCACCCAGGCACAGUCAUCUAAACCCCAGGUUUCAGUACAGUGUCAACCUCAAAAUAAUACCCAAGGACAGUCUCCUACUCGCGUCCAAAGUCCACCCCAGACUCGAAUCCAUCCGUCCACUCCAUCCCAGGUGUCUCCGGGACAGCAGUCCCAGGUUCAGACUUCAACCUCACAACCGAUUCCAAUUCAGCCACAUCCAUCUCUCCAGAUACCUUCCCAGGGCCAGCCACAAUCACAACCCCAGGUACAGUCAUCAGCUCAAACUCUUUCAUCAGGACAAACGUUAAAUCAAGUUACUAUUUCAGCCCCGUCCCGUCCUCAGCUACAGACACAGCAGCCACAGCCCCAAAUCAUUGCUGUGCCGCAGCUGCAACAAGUCCAGGUUCUCUCUCAGAUCCAGCCCCAGGGUGCGGCUCAGAUCCAGGCUCAGCAAGGUGGUGUGCCCCAGCAAAUCAAACUGCAGUUACCUAUUCAGAUUCAGCAAAGCAACCCUGUGCAGACUCACCAGAUUCAGAAUGUGGUGACAGUGCAGGCAGCCAGUGUGCGAGAGCAGUUGCAAAGGGUUCAGCAACUCAGGGAUCAGCAGCAAAAGAAGAAACAGCAGCAGAUAGAAAUUAAACGGGAACACACCCUCCAAGCUUCUAACCAAAGUGAAAUCAUUCAGAAACAGGUGGUGAUGAAGCAUAAUGCUGUAAUAGAGCAUUUGAAGCAGAAAAAGACCAUGACUCCAGCUGAGAGAGAAGAGAAUCAAAGAAUGAUUGUCUGUAACCAGGUGAUGAAGUAUAUUUUGGAUAAGAUAGAUAAAGAAGAAAAGCAGGCAGCAAAAAAACGGAAACGUGAAGAGAGUGUGGAGCAGAAACGUAGCAAGCAGAAUGCUACUAAGCUCUCUGCACUGCUCUUCAAACACAAAGAGCAACUCAAAGCUGAAAUCCUGCGGAAGAGAGCACUCUUGGACAAAGAUCUACAGAUUGAAGUGCAGGAAGAACUCAAGAGAGACCUGAGAAUUAGGAAAGAAAAAGACAUGAUCCAGGCUACAGCAGUAGCUGCCGCCACUCCCAUGGUGCCACCUGCUCCCACAGCCCCGCCGCCGUCUCCUCCUCCUCCUCCUCCACCGCAGCAUGCGGGCCCUCUGGCCACCGCCACUGCCACCGUGCCGAUGGCUUCCCAGAAGAGGAAGCGGGAAGAGGACAGAGACUCGAGCUCAAAGUCAAAGAAGAAGAAAAUGAUUUCUACUACCUCAAAGGAAACUAAGAAGGACACAAAGCUUUACUGUAUCUGUAAAACACCUUACGAUGAAUCUAAGUUCUAUAUUGGCUGUGAUCUUUGUACUAACUGGUAUCAUGGAGAAUGUGUUGGAGUCACAGAAAAGGAGGCUAAGAAAAUGGAUGUGUACAUCUGUAAUGAUUGUAAACGGGCACAAGAGGGCAGCAGUGAGGAAUUGUACUGUAUCUGCAGAACACCUUAUGAUGAGUCACAAUUUUACAUUGGCUGUGAUCGGUGUCAGAAUUGGUACCAUGGGCGUUGCGUUGGCAUCUUGCAAAGUGAGGCAGAGCUCAUUGAUGAGUAUGUCUGUCCACAGUGCCAGUCAACAGAAGAUGCCAUGACAGUGCUCACACCACUUACAGAGAAAGAUUAUGAGGGGUUGAAGAGGGUGCUCCGUUCCUUGCAGGCCCAUAAGAUGGCAUGGCCUUUCCUUGAACCAGUAGACCCUAACGAUGCACCCGACUACUAUGGUGUCAUUAAGGAGCCUAUGGACCUCGCCACCAUGGAAGAAAGAGUACAGAGACGCUAUUAUGAAAAGCUAACGGAAUUUGUGGCAGAUAUGACCAAAAUUUUUGAUAACUGUCGUUACUACAACCCAAGUGACUCCCCUUUUUACCAGUGUGCAGAAGUCCUUGAGUCAUUCUUUGUACAGAAAUUGAAAGGAUUCAAGGCUAGCAGGUCUCAUAACAACAAACUGCAGUCUACAGCUUCUUAAGGUUCAGCGUGUUAACCUAACAAAACACAGCAAGAAUCUGGUUAUCUGAACUAUUUUAAAGUAAGGAGCCAGAUGUUUUUAGUCAGGUUAUCCUGACAAGACUUGAUGUAAACUUCGUUUUUAUUGGUCAUAACAGUCCAAUCAUAUUCUUGGCAAAUUUUUGUCCAACGGACAAGGGAAAGCAAAGUCAGCAACUCCAUUAUCUUGUCAAGAUCAAAUGGUUUUACUAUUGUGGCAGAAGCGGGAAAACUUUGUUUAUUGAAAAUAAAGAAAACAAGAAAAAAGAUAAUAUGGGGUCAAAUGUAACUCCAUGGAAAUGCCACGUCUGCUCUUCAGUGAAGAAGCUGGUUUAGAGUCUCACAGAAAACUUUUGACUGUAUUUAUUUAUUGUUGCAGGAAAAGAAAAAAAAAAAAAAAAGACGCUUUUUUAUUGCUGCCCUCAUUUGUCAGCUAAUUAUUUUUUCUUAUAACUCCAACCCUGGUUACAUGUAAUCCAUUCUGUAUCUUAUCAUGAUUCCUGUAGAUAAAAGUACAAGACAACCUCUAGAUGUCUUUUCUUUCUAUGAAAGGAGCUGCUAUGUACACAUGUGCACACGCACAACUGGGAAUCAACAAUGAGUUUAUUGUUCAUGGUAGAUAAAAAUGAAGCUUGCAUAAAAGUUAGCCUAAUUGGUCCUGGACUCCAGACUCUGUUGCCUUGACUAUAAUAGUACAGUUUGUCAUUUACUCUGCACCAGGCUAAAAUGAGUAAAAUCUAUUUGAAGGUAUCUUGUUUGUAAACAUUUGUCAGAUUCUAAUUUUUUUCUUUUUGUAUUAAAAUUCAACUAUGGAUGUAUACGAAACAAAAUAAAUGGAGAUGAUUUUUCUCCCA